CUAGUUGUCAGUUUGGCUUAUUGCUAGUUGGAUGUAUUUAAGCGACGUUGUUUGUCGAUGGUGCCUCCAUCACCUCUUGUUUUUCAAGAUUUAAACGUGUACAACUCGACUGGUGACUGUUUCUCAACACGUUGACACGAUGUAACGACGAAAUAUUUCUUUGGAGGAAAAUCUGAUAACUGUAGUAAAAGGAAAAAUAUGAUGUUAAGCGGAAGAAACAUAUUUCUCGCUGCUUUUGGGCUGAUUGCCGUCAGCAUAUCGGCAUAUGCAGUCUGGUCGGUGUGGAACGGCAACAACCUGACGAUCCUCGAGAUGAGAACGGAAUUUGCAAAAGAGAAAGACAGGUAUAAGACUUUCAACGGGCUUUCCACGCUUUCAAUCGCCCGGAUGAACGAGGUGAAGAUGGACAUCGCCUAUGGGCUCGGUGUGAACAAAGAAGCCGCCUUGAAGCGCAUCGACAAGUUGAAUGAAGACUUCCCGGAUGAUUACGCGCUUUGCCCAAACAAGCCGAACCAUUCGACGGUCACUGUUAUGAUAAGUGAAAUUCAAAAUUUCUACGAUGAAAUUUACAGGGUCAACGCCCUGAAUAUAACGUCCCUUUUAGCGGAAUACGCCAAGGAUUUAAAAAGAGGCGAAGAAGAGUUCGAGUCCAUGGCAGGUGACUGCAAGCCCAACAUUUUCUACUUCAACUGCAUCUUGCAGCUCAACGACCUUUUCCGUGAAGAGAUCGACGGCUUGGUCGCAUCAAGGGACAACAUUUCGGAAAUCAUCCAUAAUCUCAACGAUCUUUUGAAAACAGCACUGGAAACCUCCCUCGGGAGCAGCCUGGGACUUUUGGACAAAAUCAGGGACGUGAUUAAACGAUACGUAUGCUGUCUGAAAAACCUGAAAAUAUUUCUGGACACUCAUGAACCGGACUGUGACGAACCCGGCUUGACGACAGACUAUUAAAACUCGGGCAAUAACUGUGUGAUAAUCAUUAACCGAGUUAUUUAUCGUUUAAAAUUUAUCUGUGUAACAUAUUUAAAACUAUAUUUGUUUCUUUUAUACAUUCUUUUAUACUAAAUUAGCACCAUGAUUAUGAAAUGACUUAAUAUAUUAUAUAUAU
Molecule: messenger RNA, 1108 nt
Organism: Cimex lectularius (bed bug)
Lineage: Eukaryota; Metazoa; Arthropoda; Insecta; Hemiptera; Cimicidae
Exons: 3
Coding region: 199-951 (250 amino acids)
Source: RefSeq, a predicted model, not a curated record